Penicillium salamii is the source of this 870-nucleotide messenger RNA. The record is from the annotation of a GenBank genome assembly. NCBI's taxonomy places the organism in Eukaryota, Fungi, Ascomycota, Eurotiomycetes, Eurotiales, Aspergillaceae.
AUGGCCCGACUUCCUCCCUCAGAGAAUCCUCAAACCAUGUCGAAACUAUCAAGCAGCCUCAAGGCGUUGGUCAAUGCCCCAACAGCCCGUCCAUUCACGGUGCCUGCCCCAGCAAACAUAACCUCGGUCUACCAGAAGAUCCAACAAACAGCGAAAGCCAAGCAGGUGUCGCAGCCAUCAUGGGUCGCACUAUCGACAGCAGCCACGAUGACCAUGAACUCCCCGGAGUCACUGACGGCCCUGUUCGAGCUAGCCGGCACAGACAAGCCAGUUGAAACCGCCGAGCUGAUUCGUGAGGUGGGACUCAAAUGUAUCAGUUUCAAUGGCAUCCCCCGCACCAUCAACUGUCUCGGCGCUUUCAAAUCCAACCUGCCCCAGGCAGUGGAUGCUCAGCUCUCGCGCACGCCCACCCGUGCACCCACGCCGGAGAACAUCUCGGGCAUCAGGGAGCGGGGCCAUGCACUCUGGGACUCCAUCUACCGACCCUUCGAGAAGAAGCUAUUUAAUAAGCUCGCGGAGUCUCAUCCCGAUUUGCCCGUGCACAUUCUGCAUGCGAAUUACGGCGCAUUGCUCUCUGAUCCGGAGCGGAGUACGGGCGCGUCGGCUGGUCGCAUUUUGACCUCCAUCGUGGCUGUGGCGUGUCUGAGGUCUCAGUCUGGCGUGGGACCUCAGGUCACAUCGCAUCUGUUUGGACUGCGGAAGGCGCUUGAGGAUGGGUCUUGGGCUGGUGAUGUCGAGGGGGAGCAGGGGGCUCGUUGGUUGGCGAGUGAUGAGGGAAAUACGUGGAUUUUGGAGAGUGUUGACUCCAUUGUGGAAGCCAUUGGACAAGGUCAGGGAUCGAACUUUGCCCCUGGACGGGCGAAAUUAUAG